This is a messenger RNA of Caenorhabditis sp. 36 PRJEB53466, 500 nucleotides long. NCBI's taxonomy places the organism in Eukaryota, Metazoa, Nematoda, Chromadorea, Rhabditida, Rhabditidae. The record is from the annotation of a GenBank genome assembly.
AUGCAAAGUCGGUGCAAAGCUUAUCGGUUUGAACAUUUGAUGCGCCUUUAAAAAUUAACGUUAUACUGUAGCUAAAUCUCAUUUCUUCAACAAAUUCGCUGCAGAUUGUGCAAUGAUCCGUCAGUCGGAGGCUCAUGCCAAACUUCAUCUGAGAUCGAUCGUAAGUGAUCUUUCGCUUCCACUUCCAAUGUCACUUUUUCAGGUUCGUCAACGACGACGACUGCGCUGCAGCCACUCGCAUCAUUCUCGAAUCGUUCGUGAACACACAGAAAGCGUCGAUUAUGCGACAGAUGAAGAAGACGUUCUCGCGCUACCUCACCGAAAACCGUUCGGCGAACGAGCUUCUGCUAUUCGUGCUCAAGCAGCUCAUUCGUCAGCAGAUGCACUACGCCUCGGCACGUGGCGGUGGAGACUCGAUCAUCCAGAACGUGACCGUUUCGGAGGCCGAGUUCAUCGAGAAUUCAAGAAUUCAGAGAGUUCAUCAGACAAAUAUUAUUUGA